Molecule: messenger RNA, 1914 nt
Organism: Fonsecaea multimorphosa CBS 102226
Lineage: Eukaryota; Fungi; Ascomycota; Eurotiomycetes; Chaetothyriales; Herpotrichiellaceae
Exons: 3
Coding region: 1-1914 (637 amino acids)
Biological process (GO): protein dephosphorylation
Molecular function (GO): cation binding; protein serine/threonine phosphatase activity
Source: RefSeq, a predicted model, not a curated record
AUGAUGUGGUCCAUCGUUGGAGCGGCACGGGCAGCCUCUCUGGUCCUCGCCCACCUUUGCUCUUCCCCUCCCCCACAAACUUCCAGCACAGCGCAAGCAACCAGAGAUCCGAUUGAGAAGAGCUUGAGGUGGAAAGAACAAGCAGGCAAAGCACACCAAAGGCACACCAAAGGCACAACCGAAAAAGCAAGCCACACCCCCUCAUCUCUCAUCCGUCGUUCACCACGGCACAACCACACUGACAGCAACCACAAUGGCCCCACUUCCCCAGGUGGCAGCAUCACAGUCAAGACCAACGACUUGAGCCCCAAAUCCGAGGCUCGAAAGCCAACAGAGGAAGCCUCCGCGUCGCCUACAGCCGAAUCCAAGAAGCGGAGGAGCAGCAGCUCCAAAGCCAAAGAGAUCUUUACCCAGGCUAAAAACUCGUUAAUUCAUGGUGACAAGGACGGGCCUCAAACACCCAUGCAGAGACUGUCCAAAACCGAUGCGGCGCUGAGUGUGCCACAAGGCUCGCUGAAUAACUCGGCCGGCGAGUCACAACCUACGCCGAAUUCGUCCUUUUUGGUCGGUGUGACUGAAGACAAGAACAAGAAAUGUCGCCGCACCAUGGAAGACACUCACUCAUAUCUUUACAACUUUCUCGGCACACCAGCACCUGUGCUCUCUUCCGAAAACUCAUUAUCCAAGAAAACCUCCAGAGAAGAUCGGAACAGCCUCAGCACCAUCCCGUCCAAUUCUGCCCAACAUGUGGUGGAGACCGACAAUGGCUACUUUGCUAUUUUUGACGGGCAUGCGGGCACCUUUGCAGCCGAGUGGUGUGGGAAGAAACUGCACGUCAUUCUGGAAGAAUUAAUGCGCAAGUAUCCCAAUACGCCCGUCCCAGAGCUGCUUGAUCAGACAUACACCACGGCCGACAAUCAAUUAGAGAAAUUGCCACUGAAAAACAGUGGGUGUACAGCAAUCACAGCAGUGCUGCGGUGGGAAGACCGCGUGCCUACCAACCAUUCCGCCACGGGGUCUCAGGCCAUUGCGUCGUUGGCCGCAGCAGCGGCGAAAGAGGCAGAGAAGAACGAGAAAAACAACGAGCCACCGAAAGAUGGAAAAGACUCUACGCCGCGGUCCAACUCAACGGCUGAAGCGGCGGCAGCAGCGAUUCAAGAAGCUAAGCAAAAAGCUACGCGACAGAGAGUGCUGUACACCGCUAAUGUUGGUGACGCCCGGAUUGUUUUGUGCCGUAACGGGAAAGCGCUUCGUUUGUCGUACGAUCACAAGGGAAUGGACGAAAAUGAGGGACGAAGGAUAUCGAAAGCCGGAGGAUUGAUACUGAAUAACCGGGUCAACGGGGUGCUAGCCGUGACGCGAGCGUUGGGCGAUUCAUAUUUGAAAGACUUGGUAACCGGGCAUCCUUAUACGACUGAGACUGUGAUUCAGCCUGACCAAGACGAGUUUUUGAUCUUGGCCUGUGAUGGAUUAUGGGAUGUCUGCUCAGACCAGGAGGCAGUGGACUUGGUCCGCAAUGUUCACGACCCUCAAGCUGCCUCGAAGAUGUUGGUGGAUCAUGCGUUGGCCCGUUUCUCGACCGACAACCUGUCUGUUAUGGUUGUUCGCUUCGAUCCGCAGAAGCUACAACAAAAUACCAAGAUGGAUAUUGGGGUGGAGACCGAGACGACCAAGGAUAAACUCGCGAUCAGCGAGGUGGAGAUGCUCGUGGGAGAAGCACGGCGGCAUUCCGGACUGGCUCAGGAAGGACAAAUAUCUGAUCAAGACUCGGAAGAGUUGAGGCAGACAGUGAUCCAGGAACAGGAAGAAGAAGACCAGGAAACGGGCCCAGAGUAUACGCCGGAGGGUCAGACCGAAGCUGAGAAGAUCUUGUCAGAGAAGAAAUCGGAGCAGGAGAAGCCUAGCGAAAGUUGA